GUUUAUAAGCCGCAUGAAAGGAAAGGACGACGUUUCUCGAAUUGUCAUGCUAUGAAUUUACGAUUUCUAUCGCUGCUAAGAAACGCUCGGUCGAAUUAAACUUGCAAAUCUUGACUGUGAUCUCUCGAGUUUGACCUUGUGAUACACGCGUGUGGUGUUUUAGUAUCGUGAAAAGCUAUUGAAGCAUCAGCUGCGACAACUUGACGUUUAUUACGACAGGGACGUUGUUCAAUAGAACGUGUGAAUAAAAUACUCAGUACUUAGAGUGCGAUCAUGGCUAAAUGGGGCGAAGGAGACCCUCGAUGGAUCGUGGAGGAACGGCCUGACGCCACAAACGUGAACAACUGGCAUUGGACGGAAAAGAACGCUGGACCGUGGUCGAAGGAACGCCUAAAAGAGUUGCUGAACAAUUUAAAAAUAGCCCAAAAUGGUGUAGAUUGUAAGAUUACUGAGAUGGAGAAGAUUGACGGAGAGGCAUCUGCGAAUAAUAGGAAAGGAAAGCUGAUUUUCUUUUAUGAGUGGGACAUUAAGUUGAAGUGGGAAGGCCGCAUCUCAGGAGGUAGUGAGGUGACCAAGGGAGAAGUGCAUAUUCCCAACCUGUCGGAGGAAAACGACGUUAGCGAAGUGGAUAUGACUGUCACAAUCAAAGGCAGCGGAGAGGAAGCCCAACGAGUAAAAGCAUUCAUGCACAAUGUCGGCAAGAAAGAAAUCCGGAAACAACUCGAAGAGUACAUCCGGAGCCUCAAAGAGGAGUUCUCAAAAGGCCUCAUCCUCCCAAAGAAAGGAGAAUCCUCCGUUAAACCCGACAAUGUCUCAACAAUCACCAGCGGUUUCAAUAAGAAGAUCAACAUGGAACCUAUAAUCGUUCCUAAGAAAGAAAUCGGUUGCAAAUUGGACACUAAGAGUCUAGAACUUUCAGAGAAAUUCCAAUGCAGAGGGCAAGAGUUCUACGAUGCGUUGACUAGAAUAGAAAUGGUGACAGCAUUUACACAGGGCCAUGUGAAGAUGGAAGUGGAAAAGGGGGGGAAGUUUGCACUGUUCGGGGGAAACAUUACGGGGGAGUUCAGGGAGUUAGUGCCGGGGAAGAAGAUCACGCAGUAUUGGAGAUACAAACAGUGGCCUGAUCAGCAUUUCUCGGAGGUCACCAUCAAUAUUGAUGAGAAGGACGACCACACACUAGUAACAGUAAAGCAGGACUUAGUCCCAGCGGCUGAGGUAGACCAGACGCGCGAGAACUGGAGGAGAUACUACUUUGAGAGCAUCAAGCGCGCUUUCGGCUUUGGCGCCUUCCUGUGAUCACAAGGAAGAUUAUUAGGAAAAUUAGGUCCAAUUUUAAUAAGGGAUUUCAGUUGAUGAAUGCAGAGCAUUUUAAAAAACGCUUACUACGCGUAAAAUCGACAUUUGAAUCAUAAUAAUUAUUAUACGUGUAUACAAACUAGCACUUUAAUUUGAUGUUCAAAAAUUUAAAUAUCUGUUGCUGGGAAAAAACUUGAGGGUACUUAUAUUUUUGUUUGUCUAUGGUAUAUAUUACUACUUAUACGAAUAUAUUAAAAUAACACAGAUUUGUCAGCCAGUGUUGGCAACCCUCAAGUUUAUAUUGUGUGUUAUGUAUUUUGUUGAUCAAAAUAAUUGAUUCAUUCAAUGUAUUGCUUCCAUGCAGGUUACUAAAUUGUACAAGUUCUGUACCUAUUUUAUAUACUUUCAUAAAUUAUUAUGCAAUACCACAUACUAUCAAAAUUAAAUUAGUGUAAUGAGUUAUAUUGGUUAUUUAAAGAGGUUCUACAUGAGCAACCUAUUGCUAAGGGACCUUUUUUAAGAAUGCCGCAGUCAUCCUGCAUUUAUCUAUUUUGUCAUCAGCCCUUAAUGUUUUCUAACAAAUGAUGUAAUCUGUGAUUUUUGACUUAAUUUUGUGAAAUAUCUGAACUACGAACCAUAAAUAAGUGGCCGAAAUGAUAAUCACGAAUACAGCCUCAUUUUACAGAGGGUUUUUGGAAUAAAAGUGUUUAAAAGGGAUUCUCAAAAGUGCAUUUUGAAACCAAAAGAAUAACAUCAAAUUAUUGUAAAAUAUUAUCAAUAUAACUGUUAACUGCCAUUUUACGGGUUUAGCCUAAAAAUAAAGAAAAAAUAGUUAUAGUUCGGUGACUAAAUUGCAUUGUAAUUUUGAGCAUUUUAACAGAAAACUUGAUAAACUCAUAAUUGCCAUUUCAGUAAUGGAUUUAGAACAAUAAAAUGUCAAUAAGACCACCAAUGUGUAUUUUGUACUUAGUUACAGUAACAAUAAUAUGUCUACUCUUAAAAUCCUCGUCUUGCUGGCGAGAACAAACCAUAUAGAAUUUGUAGUCACGACCAAUUUUCCGUGAAUUGGCAAUUAUGGUCUGACAAUGCUGACAUCUGGCAUAAUAUACAAGUGUUAUAUAAGUGGGAUUCCCUUUAUUUCAUUUUGUUCCCCAUAUAUAACUUAGUUAUAUAACCAGUACUAAAUUAUAAUAUGUAUAAAGAAUAAAAAUGUGUACCUACCAAAUUUCAAGUUAAUCGGUUAGUAGUUUCAGAGAAUAUUGUCUGUGAGACAGACGCACGAGUGAUCCUGUGAGGGUUCCGUUUUCCCAUUUUGAGGUACGAAACCCUGAAAAGCCUUGAGUAACUGCCAUUCCUUAAGCCACCAACGGAGCGGCAGCUGACAUCCACAAGAGUUCGCUACACGUCAACACUUUACGAGUGUAAGCCCGGUAUUUAUCAUUUAUUUAUUCCUGGUUGUUUGGUCUUGAGAUAUCAAAUGGUAUCCAAUAUCCAACGAAUCUUACUGCUAGUUCUAUAACGUAGUUACGUAUGGGGAAAAUAUUUCUUAUUCUUACAUUUUGUAUGGUCAUUUUUUACCGUAACACAGUAUCGGGAUUUUCUCGAAUCUGACAUUUUGGUUUUGCUUGUUUUGUGUAAGUAGUACUAAUGUAAAUUAGUUUAUUUAUGGAGAUGUCCAAUAAAUUAAGUUACGAAUAA
Leguminivora glycinivorella is the source of this 2994-nucleotide messenger RNA. RefSeq names its product activator of 90 kDa heat shock protein ATPase homolog 1 (gene Ahsa1). Gene Ontology annotation, cellular component: cytosol. The coding region runs from base 274 to 1296 and encodes 340 amino acids. Lineage: Eukaryota; Metazoa; Arthropoda; Insecta; Lepidoptera; Tortricidae. The transcript has 4 exons. The record is from RefSeq and is a predicted model, not a curated record. Gene Ontology annotation, molecular function: ATPase activator activity; protein-folding chaperone binding. Gene Ontology annotation, biological process: protein folding; positive regulation of ATP-dependent activity.